Hibiscus syriacus is the source of this 776-nucleotide messenger RNA. RefSeq lists its product as uncharacterized. The transcript is spliced from 5 exons. Lineage: Eukaryota; Viridiplantae; Streptophyta; Magnoliopsida; Malvales; Malvaceae. The coding region runs from base 156 to 665 and encodes 169 amino acids. The record is from RefSeq and is a predicted model, not a curated record.
UAUUUCCACAUUCCUUGCUUUCUAUUUCAGCUGGCUUUUGAUUUUCUUCUUCUUCUUAUUCAGAUUCUUCUUCUUGCAAUCGUCGGCGGUUGUGAGGGGCGCUGAUGACUGGUGUUCUUUUAUAGCUUCGCUGUGUCAUAGUUACUGUUCAUAGUAUGAUUACUACUUGGGUCACUGACCUUCUCAAUUACAUGUGUCGUUGUUUUGGAUGCUGCACUAAACCCACACCGAUUAUUGCUGUGGAUCAGCCAUCAAAAGGAUUGAGAAUUCGAGGGCGUAUAGUGAGGAAGCCUAGCAUUUCUGAUGAUUUUUGGAGCAGCAGUACAUAUGAAUUGGAAAACAGUGCUCUCCAAUCUCAAAGGAGCUUGUUGUCGAUCAGUGCAUCGAACCAAAUUCUAAGUCAAUGCAGUAGCAUCAGUGGCAUGGUCAUCUCAUCUGAUUUUGUAAAUCAGGGUCUUAUUAUCUGGAAUCAGUCCAGACUCCAAUGGAUUAGGAGCGGUAGGCAAAGGAAUCAUACUCAACAAAGUCGAGAGCCUAGAUUAAGUUUGAAUGCAUCUUAUGAAAGUUUACUUGGGACCAGGAAUCCAUUCCCUCAGCCAAUUCUUCUUUCUAAAAUGAUUGAUUUUUUGGUAGAAGUAUGGGAGCAGGAGGGAUUGUAUGAUUGAAGUUAGUAUCAGAGAAAGAAAGACGAUUUUAGUUUUUACAUAUUAAAAGUGUCCAUCUUUGUAAUUCUGAACAUUUAGGGGAAGUUGUAAAUAAGUGUGGGGAAACGAAGA